GCCAUCUCGAAAUCGGCGAAAUUUCCCACAUUAGCAGUAACCAGCGAACAUCGGCGCGGCCUGCUACGAUUUCCGUCGGUUACAGUGAGAUUUUCACGAUUUUCCACGUAUUCGAGUUUCCCUGAAUGAAAAUUUCCCUAACUAUUUAAUUUUCGGAUGGUGCGAGGUGGGAAAAUUAGUAAAAUUGGAUUUUGUAGGUGUAAUUGAAGGAAACUUAGUUUUCUGUGAUCUAAAAGAGUGUGUUUGUGAUUAGUUAAACUUUUAUGGAAAAUUUUGGAUGAUUUUCUCAUACCCGGAUUAUCACUCAAAGAUGAAUAGUUAAUAGAUUCAUCUCCCAGAUACUCCAGUCAGAAUACAAAAUGCAUCAUCGUACUUAUUCUACUAAAAUAGACUCAACAGCACACUCCAAUCUUCAUCGUUCACAAUGAAACCAUGGUUUCUGACGACGACAUCCACGCAGCGUUCUGCGAGCCCCAGCACUUCGGCAACUACACCACCAUCUUCGGCAUCACCGACAUCCCCCAAUGGGAGGCACUCAUCACCAUCACAACCCUCGGAUUCAUCAUCCUGCUCACCAUCAUAGGCAACAUCUUCGUCAUACUCAGCGUCUUCACCUACAAACCGCUCAGGAUCGUUCAGAACUUCUUCAUCGUCUCCCUAGCCGUCGCGGACUUGACAGUGGCAAUUCUGGUACUUCCCAUAAACGUCGUGUACUCCGUUGUGGGACAAUGGGUGUUCGGGAUCCAUUUGUGCAAGAUGUGGUUGACCUCGGACGUGCUGUGUUGCACCGCGAGCAUCCUGAACUUGUGCGCGAUAGCUCUGGACAGGUUCUGGGCUAUAACAGAUCCAAUAAACUAUGCUCAGAAAAGGACACUUAAGAGAGUGUUGAUUAUGAUUGCUGGUGUUUGGCUGUUGUCUUUAUUGAUAUCUUCACCUCCGUUGGUUGGGUGGAACGACUGGCCUGACACAGAAGUGUUUUUGGAGAAGAAAGAGUGUAAACUAUCUUCUAGACAGGGUUAUGUCAUCUACUCUUCUUCUGGAUCAUUCUACAUCCCUCUAGCCAUCAUGACCAUCGUUUACUUUCAAAUCUUCGUAGCGACUAGGAGAAGAUUGCGCGAAAGGGCGCAAGCUUCCAAAAUCAACGCCAUCUCCAGGAACCAGAACAAGGCCAAAGAGGAUGUGGACAGGGACAGCGUGAGCAGCGAAACCAAUCACAACGAUCCGCGCAGCGACAGAAACAAUUCGAAAAUCAACGAGAAAAAGAAGAAGAAAAGCAAAGAAACUAUGGAGGACAAGGUGCAGCUGAAACCUAUACUGACACACGAAGAUUCAGUCACUGAUAUAGAAAACUCCUCAAAUUCCCAAAAAAAUGGCGAGUCAUCCUCCAAAGAUCAUUCAACUCUUGGCAGAUCAGCCAACAACCAAUGCGCCGCCAUGACGCUUGUACGCAACAAUUCAAAAAGUCCCGGUUCCAAAGUAGUUGUCAUUGAAGUGCCAAAAAAGACAACUGGCAUCUACCAGUUCAUCGAAGAGAGACAGAGAAUCAGCCUAUCGAAAGAACGAAGGGCAGCCAGGACACUCGGUAUCAUAAUGGGUGUUUUUGUAGUCUGUUGGCUACCGUUUUUCCUCAUGUACGUUAUAGUACCUUUCUGCCCUUCGUGCUGCCCUUCCAGAAGGUUCAUCAACUUCAUAACAUGGCUGGGGUACGUAAACUCGGUGUUAAAUCCUAUCAUCUAUACGAUUUUUAAUUUGGACUUCAGAAGAGCGUUCAGGCAACUACUGGGACUUCCCAGUAGUUAGAGGAAUCGUUUUUGUGGUUAAUUUUAUUUAUAAAUUCAAUCUGUGAUGUCUUUUAAUGUCUUUGUGAGUAAUAUCGUGCUUAGGGUUUCCAUACGUGAAAUAUUACCUUAAAAACAACUUAACUUUGUUGAAUAUUUUAAUAGUUACGAUGUGACAUAUCCCAAUUCUGAUGUCAGUUUGCAAAAACCUGUACGGAGACCCUAAUUAUUGUGCUCAAAGAUCGAAAGAUCAAUGUUAUAAUACAGAUUCGAUCAGUAAGAAAGCUUUAAAAGUUUUAAAAAGCAAAUAAUAUCAUUAAUAUCUAAUUUUUUAGUGCAGUUUUAUCAUUUCAACUUUUAUUACAAUAGUUUCCAACAAAAAGGUUUUAUUUUUGACAUAAAAUUAAAGUUUUCUUUGAUUUUAUUCUAAUUUUAUGAAUCCCAUUUUAUUAUGCCAUAAAAACAAUUAUUUUCCUUUUGUUCGUGAAGUAAAAGCUCGCAUCUCCAAUUUGCCUUUUGAUCUUUGAACAUAAACUAUACAGGGUGUAAAGAAAUAGUGUGCUAAACUUUAGUGGGUGAUUCUACGCAUUUUUUUUUAUAUGGAAAUAUACCAAAAGUAGCUUCCUAGGAAGGAUAUAUAUUUCGUUUGUGUUUAAGAACAUUGGUAAACGGUUUUUUUUCUUUUUUACGUAAGAAAACUUUUUUAAAGAAGACUUUUUUACCUAAGAAAAAUACUCUUUCUUUAGUUCGAAGCAGUUAAGAGUCAAUUUCACGAAAAGUCCGAAAAAGUUGCAAAAUAAGUUAAGUUCGGCAUUUAACGUUUAAUGCAAAACUGGCUAGGUAUUUUUACACAAAUAAAGAAGGAAAUUAAAGAUAAAGGAUUAUACUAUGUCUGUAUCGUAGCACAUUUUUAGACAACUGCUUUAUUUCUAAGAUUUUGAUGGUCAAACAACAAAAUAUUCCUUAGGUUUGGACUAAUUUUUCUCGAAAAUAAAGACAUUAUUUAAAAUUCCGAUACCAUACGGAAAUAGAUUCAAGUUAUGUGAUUACAGUGAUAUAUAAUUUAUAUGGUUUUAUAUCAAAUUGCUCGCUAUUUUAUGGGAAAUGCUGAAGCUCUGCAAGCCUUAAUCAAAGCAUGUGUGUUUAGAAUUUGAGUGUGGCUUAACACGAGAGGUUCGGGCUAAGCCUUGAGUUGAUUAAGGUUUAUCACACUAUUUCUUUCACACCCUGUAUAAAUAUUUAUUUCCUAAUCAGCUCACAAUUUUAUUUUAUUUAUUCCUAUUUUUUAUAGAUAUAAUCGUUUUUAUAAGUAUUUUAGAAGCUAAAAUAUAUCGUGUUCUAUAUGUGACUCAGUAAUAAAAUUAAAAAAAAAUUACAGCAUAUUUUCAACAAUCAAUAAAAAACUCAAAUAAAAAAAAUAUAUUUAUAACAAAAUGGCAGUAUUAAUUAUUUUUUCGAUGUUUCGAGUAUUUUUAUACCAUUAUCAAAGUGAAAAUGUCUUGUAUAGUUGAUUUAAAUUACUUGGUUGUUGGAAAUAUUGUCUUGAUUGGGCCAAAAUAUUCAGAAUAUGAGUAUCCAGCUAUCAGUGCUCACAAAUUUCAUUUUAUAUUACUUGGCCCAAGUUUUUUAUCGAAAAAAAUCCGUCAGCAACAAAUCUAUGGAUUCAAUCCCGUUUUUUAUUUAAGACUGAAAAAAAAAAUGUGUUUGAGGAAGACAAAAAAUAUAGUACAGAAAAAAUGUUUGUAAAUAUUAAUGUACUUAAUGAAUAAAUUUAGUAAUACUCUGUAUAUUUGCAAAGGAAAUAAUUGCUGUGCUCAGAUUCAAGUUCUUUUCCAAGGAUUUUUCACAAAGAAAUUCUACUGAGCCCUCGUUUUUUUUUGAGAAAAAAAUCCUAACAAACCAAAAAUUCUGAUCACUUUGGUAAUACAUACUCUAUUGGGUAUAUCAGAAUUUUUUUUAUUUGCUUGAAUUUAUUUUUAUAGAUUUAAAAGUGUGUAGUUUAAAAAAAUACGCAUAAUUAAGUGGUUAACGUUAAAGAACCAAAAAAAAAAAGAAAAAUUUAUGUAAAAAUGUAUUUAGGGUGCGUCCAUAGUACACCGGCUUCCCGCCAACAUUAAUAAUUUAAAAAUUAUCAACAGAAAAUUCGAUUUUUUAUAUGAGAUACCCUGUAUAGUUUUAAUUCGUUGAAAAUAAUUUAAAAUUACCUUUCAAAAAAUGUAGAAUACUUGAUAUUUUACUCGAUUCUUCUUCGAGAUAUAGAGUUCUUCUAGCUGUCAGCAUCAAUUAAAAGGAAAAUAAUAUUUGCUAUGAGAGAUGCAGAA
Molecule: messenger RNA, 4099 nt
Organism: Sitophilus oryzae (rice weevil)
Lineage: Eukaryota; Metazoa; Arthropoda; Insecta; Coleoptera; Curculionidae
Gene: Oct-TyrR
Product: octopamine receptor
Exons: 5
Coding region: 433-1800 (455 amino acids)
Biological process (GO): adenylate cyclase-activating adrenergic receptor signaling pathway
Cellular component (GO): membrane
Molecular function (GO): octopamine receptor activity
Source: RefSeq, a predicted model, not a curated record